Molecule: messenger RNA, 4088 nt
Organism: Drosophila eugracilis
Lineage: Eukaryota; Metazoa; Arthropoda; Insecta; Diptera; Drosophilidae
Gene: GAPcenA
Product: rab GTPase-activating protein 1-like
Exons: 9
Coding region: 167-3748 (1193 amino acids)
Source: RefSeq, a predicted model, not a curated record
AUAAAAAGCAAGUGCGCGGCCUUGGAGUAGAAAUUGAUUUGUUUACCUGCCCCGAAAAUGCGCAAUUCGUAGGGCUUACGAAUAAAGAAAAUUUGUAUAACUCACAAACAACAAAGACCAAACCAUUUUGGAGUACCCGGACCUGCGGCAACCUUGAGUGUUCGGAAUGGAUGAUAAUCUAAGCACAAAGUCCUCGGAAUCCUCGAUAACAACUAGCGGGGAAUACGAAAUAGUCACGGAUAGCAAUAUGGCCAGUCCCAUGGAUCAGGUGAAGCAGGUUGUCAACCAUGACAGGAUUAAACCGGACGAGGAAAGCAAACCACCCACUUCACUGAGUGCUCUGGCCUUGUCCUCCCCCGAAGCUGGAGGAGAUCGUUCGCCCACACUGGAUAUGGCCCACAACCGCAACCUCACCGAUAUGCAGCACGAAAUGACGGACGCCCUAAGAGAUCUGGAGCUAGAACGCGGCGUAGCUGCUUCUGGGGACAAGACAACGCAACGUCUCCCGAGUCAGCAGCAAAAGUCCCUGACCUUGCCGCUUACGGGCUCCGGCGGGAGAUCUGUCGAUCCCGAGAUGCGUUUUCCCUGCACUCUGUUUUCGCCCAAGAGCGAGGAAACCCUGGACGAUGCGUCUAGCUCAAACAGAGUGGGUCAUUCGGUGUUCUACGAUUGUAUUGACGCCAGUCCUGCCUGCGUGGAGGAGAAGCAGGAUGCCAUGAAACCGGAGAAGGGCGACACCACUGACGAGGAGGUUUCAGAGAUCGAUCAAGGCUGCACCAUAUUCUCUGGAGUCACUUAUCUGGGGGCUGCCAAUAUUAAUGCGCCCAAAUCCGAGACGGAGGUGUAUCGCAUCAUGGGCGAAUUAAACAGUGGCUCCAAAUCGGUGGGCCUGAAGAUCACAGUGAGCAUUCCCAACUGCUCGGAUGGUCUGGUGGUCCUCCAUGAUGCCGAGAGCAAUACUAUUAUUGCCACAUAUGAGAUAUCCAGCAUAAUCCUUUACUAUCGUGGGCCUGUGGACACGGUGGAAAACGGUUGCUUCGCAUUCACUUGGUUGCAUGGCGAUGCGUUGUUCCAGUGCCAUGUAUUUCGGUGCCAUAUUCCCGAGGCGGUCAAUCAAGUCAGCGCCUGCUUCCAGAAAGCAUUCCAGACGUAUCCGCCCAGCAUGAGUUGCAGUCUCAACUCGGCCGUGGACAUGGCAAAUUCGGUUACCUCCGAUGUUAGCGGAAAUCCUUUAAAUACGGCUGGGUAUGAGUUUAUAGUUUCUUUGGAAAUACGCGAAAGGGUCGCAAAAAACUCGUAUGCUGCAGUUCCGCGAGAUAGGGGAUGCUUUAAACUACGGGCGAACACUGAUAAAGAGGUUUGCAUCACAGUCAAACAGACUCCGUCGAAUAUUCUUCAACCAUUGCAUAUCGAACGAUGUUUUGGAGUCCUUGUGGCUCCUGGAAAACUGGUGGUACAAAAGGAUAUGCAUUUGAUUGACAUGCACAGCAUGGGCUACGUACCUCCAGGUGGAACAGGAGUAGCUACUGAAGACAGUAAUUCCCAGCAAAACUCAGCAUGGCCCUAUGCCAUUCGAGCUGAAUGGAAGGCCCAGGAGAAGGCCUUUGAACAGUUGAACCUUGAAUCGUCCAAGACAAAUCUUACAGUGGCCGUGGACAUUGUGAUGCGACGCAUCCAGGAACCAGUUAGGUUCGUCAUCGAGACCCCUGUGACUAUUCAAUCGGCCAGUGAAAUGAGGAUUAUGGAUCACUUUAUGUCAAAACGGCCGAUGACGCUGCGUUUUUAUUUACAUCUCAAGCGCACCGACGAGUCCAACUGGAAAGUGAACAGUAUUGAUCCUUCGGAGGAGAUCACGGAGCAGACGGGACACCAGCAGAGCUCCUCGCUGCUCAAGAUGGGCAUGAAUAAUUUAUCGCGCAUCGUGCGCAGUUCGUCCAUUGCCUCAAUUGAGGAUGAUUGCCCAUCGGAUUAUAGCAGCGAUGGCGAUGAACCGCUACUUAGUGGUACUGGUGAGGUGUCCAAGGAUUGCUCGCAGGACACACUAGACGAGUGGGAUCCGAUUUUGAGGGAAUGGGACGGGGAAAAGAGACCCAAAAACCUAGCACCCUUGGUUCGCCUUGGUGUUCCAGAAGCACUGCGUGAGAAGAUCUGGCAAAAACUAGCCAACGUCGAGAGCAGGCUGGAGAUGAACGACAAGUACAAGAUCUUGAUCACCAAAGAAACCAAAUGUGAGACCGUUAUCCAGCGGGAUAUCCAUCGCACUUUCCCGGCGCACAAAUGCUUCAAAGAGACUGGCGGCUCUGGUCAGGACGCUCUUUUCAAGGUGUCCAAAGCGUAUGCGGUACAUGACAGCGAGGUCGGAUAUUGCCAGGGUCUGAGUUUUAUUGCAGCCAGUCUGCUGCUCCAUAUGCCAGAGGAGGAUGCGUUCUGUGUUCUAGUGGCCCUGAUGUACGAUUACGGGCUCCGUGAUCUCUACAAGGCGGGAUUCGAGGUCCUUUAUCUGCGACUCUACCAGCUUGAGCGUUUGAUCAAGGAUCAACUGCCCAAGCUGCAUGAACAUUUCACGGCGUGCGGUAUUGAGACGCACAUGUACGCCUCCCAGUGGUUCCUAACCUUAUAUACAGCCCGUUUUCCGUUGUGCUUCGUGUUUCACGUGUUGGAUGUUUUCUUGCUGGACGGACUGCCUGUGCUAUUCCAGGUGGCCGUGACUCUGCUGUCGAUCUGCGAAUCCGAUUUGCGACAGCUUGAUUUUGAGGGCAUUCUAAAGUAUUUCCGGGUUACUUUGCCGAAAAAGUGCCGCAGCUCCAGCCAGGCACGCAAGGUAAUGAAACAAGCUUGCGAGCGAAAGAUUAAAAAGCUGAAGCAGUACGAGGAGGAAUUCCUGCUUAAGAAACAGCACAAGGAGCGCCUGGAGAAGGAAGCGCAGAUCUAUGAAAACCGCUUUGGCGAGGAAAGGCGUAAGAUGCAGACGGAAAUUGAUGCGUUAAAUAAACAGUUGACGUCAGCCAAGGAGCGUGCUGUGGAGAAGGAAAAGAAGCACACAGGCAUUAUACAGGAAUAUAAACAAAUCAUCCAGCGCCAGGAGCAGGAUAUGAACACGCUCAGUGAGACUUUGAGCAAAGUGAUGCACAUGGUUUCUAACUGCCAGGAUUGCCAACAGCAGAUCGACGCCGGCAAUGACAAUGCCAAGUCAGAUGGCGGCAAAACCAGGCGGCAAACAGAUGCCAUGCGGAAUGCUAAUGAGCCACCGCUGGGUCCACUUGAUCCCCUAAACGCUGCUUCGCAACGCAUCCGCGAGCUAGAGUUGGAGUUGGCUCAGGCCAAACUUGCUCAAGUAGAGGCGGAGUGCAAGAAUCAGGACCUUAACCAUCAGCUCAGUAAUACGCUCAGUGAAUUGCAGACCAAUCGCAACAGCUGGCAGCCCUGGCUAUCAAAGACCUUUAAUUCGCUGCAGGAGAAGGUUACUACCCGUGGCGGCCAUCGGGAUAAUGGCAGUGGCGGACCGACGCCCACAUUCCAAUCCUACAUGGGCCAGGCGCCCACGACCCUCAGCGAGGCCAGCUCCCCCAGCGGCAAUCAGGAGUACAAGACCUUUGCAUUUGCCUCUGUGGGAGGGUCACCAAAGUUGCCCAGCAAAUUCCAGGCCACCAAACUGCGCAACAGCAUCGACAGUCUGCGAAAUAUAGUGGUGCCCCUGGAGACCGGAAAAUCUCUCGCUGAGAAUCUUAAACAACAGUUGCAGCAGUAGGAUCAGCAUUGCGGAAAAUAAUACAGAUACAGCGUAGGUGGAUCUGGAUAGCAGACAGGCCUACGGCAUUGACUACGCCUUGGUAUUAUUUAUCAUAUUCGUCUAUAUAGUACAUAUAUACAUAUACAAAUGUGCAUUUUGAUUUCCAUAUAUACGCGAGUAAUAGAUUUUUAUUAUUUUGCACCUUUGAGGCACCCGAAAGCCAGUGCUCGUCAAGAUGUGCUCUUGAUCAAUAAGUGGGUUGAAGUGGAUCUUGGCGAUGUCGUGUGGUGAAGAUUUGUUGUUGUUUUAUGAUCUGAUCUGGGGCACAGAUUGACUUGCACUGACGAAUGCUACACGU